Messenger RNA from Microsporum canis CBS 113480, 1254 nucleotides. RefSeq names its product protein kinase domain-containing protein. Gene Ontology annotation, molecular function: protein kinase activity; ATP binding. Gene Ontology annotation, biological process: protein phosphorylation. Lineage: Eukaryota; Fungi; Ascomycota; Eurotiomycetes; Onygenales; Arthrodermataceae. The record is from RefSeq and is a predicted model, not a curated record. The transcript is spliced from 5 exons. The coding region runs from base 1 to 1254 and encodes 417 amino acids.
AUGUGGCUCAGGAUAAAACCUUCGAGGCUGGUAACGCGCUCGUUCUCGUCUCUUUGUAGGGAGCCUCUCCCACUUCCUCCCCCAGGCCCUCCUUUGGCCUGUAACGAACCCGUCGACGAAGAGAUCUGUCCUGGCUACAAUUCUGGAAAUUUCUAUCCAGCUCAACCUGGCGCUGUACUGGCCGACCGCUAUCAGAUCCUGGUCAAAGUUGGCUGGGGGACCUCUUCGACCGUAUGGCGAUUAAGAUACCGACAUGAGCCGGAAACCCUUGUGGCAUUGAAGAUAACAAAUACCAACUCGCGUACAGCUGGUGAAGAGCGUGAUAUUGAGGACCACAUCGCAAAGGCAGAUCCAUCUCAUCGCGGCCGUGCACUCUUUAGAACUUCCUCGGAAUGUUUCGAGAUUGCCGGUCCAGAAGGGAAACAUUUGUGCUUAGCAUAUGAGCCCAUGAGGGAGCCAAUGUGGCUUUACCAGAAGCGUUUUAAAGAUGGGAGGAUACCCCUUCCUCUAGUCAAAACAGCUUCCCUUCAGGCGAUAACAAAACUUACAAUCCGUACUGGAGACUUGAAACUCGAGAAUAUCAUGAUGGGCUUUGAAGAUCCAGCGGUCGCGAGCGACUUUAUGGGCUCCGCGUUCGAUCAACCGAUGCAGCAUAAAGUCGACUCCACAGGCAGACCGAUUUACCGUUGCCAUAAUGAUUUCGGGCCACUGAGAACAUUGAGAAGUAUACCAAAGAUUGCCGACUUUGGACUAUCUACUAGACUCGACUGUUCAGACGACUGGGGGAUAUACCCGAUUCAGCCAGACCACUAUCGCGCACCAGAGGUUAUUCUGGGCUGCGGCUGGAGAAUGGGAGCUGAUAUCUGGAACCUUGGGACUCUUCUUUGGGAUGUUAUCGAGGGCAAGGAACUGUUCCGACAGAUACACAACGCCCAGGGCCGCUAUGAUGCUAAACUGCAUCUCGCGGAGAUGAUAGCUCUGUUGGGACCUCCUCCCCCGGAGCUGGUUACGAGAUACCAGUCGAUGCUUGGGUUUAUUUCUGCACGAAGCCUUGAUCCCCGACAGAAAGCUCGCGGAUACGUUGCCUUCCCUGGGAAGGGAGAGAGAGAACUUCUUCUCCUUUGUCAAGAUGAUGCUUACCUGGCUUCCGGAAGAGAGGGCAACUGCGCGCGAACUGGCCAAGCAUCCAUUUCUCCAGCUAAAGUAGGAGAGCAAUUCUUAUUCUCUGUUAAAAUAGAAACGUACCAACCUUAA